Molecule: messenger RNA, 2791 nt
Organism: Priapulus caudatus
Lineage: Eukaryota; Metazoa; Priapulida; Priapulimorpha; Priapulimorphida; Priapulidae
Product: pyridine nucleotide-disulfide oxidoreductase domain-containing protein 2-like
Exons: 14
Coding region: 84-1982 (632 amino acids)
Molecular function (GO): oxidoreductase activity
Source: RefSeq, a predicted model, not a curated record
UUUAGCGAUGAUUUAGCGAUUAUGAUUUAUGAUUUAUGAUUUAGCGAUUGAUAAAUGAGAUGAUCUGACGGAACUUUAUAAAAAUGAAUACGUGUAAAAGAGUUGCAGUAGGUUUAAAGCGUAACAGUUUGCGGGAUUAUUUUGGCACUUCAACUUGUUAUGCUAGGACACAGUUAUGUCACACAUACGUAUUGCCAGAUAGUGAAUUGAAGUCUUCUUAUGAUGCUGUUAUUGUAGGAGGUGGACACAAUGGGUUAGUUGCUGCGGCUUAUCUUGCGAAAGCUGGGAAAAAGGUAUGUGUGCUAGAACGGCGUCAUAUUAUUGGAGGUGCGGCUGUGACGGAAGAAAUUAUACCGGGAUUUCAGUUUUCACGUGCAUCGUACGUGCUAAGUUUAUUGCGGCCACACAUCAUGCAAGACUUGGAACUCGUGAAACAUGGGUUGAAGCUACACUUGCGUGACCCAUGCUCCUACACCCCGAUACUGGAAUCUGAGGUCAGCAGAGGGUGCCCCCAGUCACUGCUAAUGGGUCCACAGGCUGGACUGACUGUGCAAGAGAUAGGCAAGUUCUCCAAAAAAGAUGCAGAGGCAUUCCCACUAUAUGAGCAGCAGUUAGAGAGGUUUGCACAAGCUAUUCAACCUCUACUUGACAACACACCAAUUGACAGUAAGAAGUUAGCUAAAAGCUCACUGUGGGAACAAAUUAAAGAGGCCUACCACUCCAAGCAUAUAUUUGAAGCAGGAAAAAUCCUUGGUGAAGACCUGCCACUGUUCUAUGAGUAUCUAACAGCUCCAGCCUCUAAAAUCCUAAACCAGUGGUUCGAUUCGGAACCUCUGAAGGCAACCCUGGCUACGGACAGUGUCAUCGGAGCGAUGAUUAGCCCAGACACCCCUGGAAGCAGUUACGUGUUGCUACAUCAUGUCAUGGGUGAACUAGAAAAACAGAAAGGCAUAUGGGCAUACCCAGAGGGAGGAAUGGGAGCUGUCUCAUCAGCCAUUGCUAGCUCUGCUCGUGCAGCUGGUGUGGAGAUAUUCACAAACAAGGCAGUGUCCCAGUUCAUCGUCGAUGCGUCGAACGGUGUGCGUGGCGUGGCGCUGAACGAUGGAACUGAAGUGAGAGCCACGGCCGUCCUGUCAAAUGCCACGGCCAAGGUCACGUUCCUUGACCUCUGUCCGGCCGAGGCACUGCCCAGCAAAUUCCGCUCCGCAAUCGGCCGCAUAGACUACACGUCGCCCGUCACAAAGAUAAACGUGGCUACCAGAGGCCUGCCGAACUUCGUGGCCGACCCGAGCGUUGGUGAUGACCCGAUGCCUCAUCACCGCGCGACGAUACAUCUCAACUGCGAGCACAUGUCCCUCAUACAGGAGGCGUAUGAGGAUGCGUCGCGCGGCGAGAUCUCGCGGCGACCUCUUAUAGAAAUGACUAUUCCAUCAAGCAUGGACCGUACCAUUGCUCCUGAGGGGUGUCACGUCUUGCUCUUCUUCACCCAGUUCACACCCUAUACUUUGGCAGGUGGGAAGACAUGGGAUGAAAAGACUAAGCAAGCUUAUGCUGAACAGAUAUUCGGCGACGUGGAGAAGUAUGCGCCAGGCUUCCGCGAGCUCAUCGUGGGAUAUGAGGUCCUGCCGCCUCCUGAGCUUGAGAAAAUAUUUGGUCUAACAGAAUAUCUUCCACGGCGCCAUGUCGCUGGAUCAGCUGUAUUUCACAAGGCCGGUGCCUGGCGGAUCUGGAAGCCGGUCACCUGUGAAGGGACUUUACCUGUGUGGGAGUGGUGCACACCCAGGUGGCGGAGUGAUGGGAGCGCCAGGUUACCUCGCUGCACAAGCUGUGCUGCAGGAUGGCAGCUAGGUGCGCCCUCUAUAGCGAAAUUCAGGAAAGAAAGAACACGAGGCAAUGAUGGCAUGGGACUUUCACACAUCCCUAUUCCAAUAUGUGUCUGCCCCUGCUUCUUCCCUAUUUACUUCACUUGGUGCCCGUUGUAAGAAACAUGGUAAUUAGUUGUGACACCAUAAGUCUAAAAUUAUCAUCCCUAAUGAAGUGUUGUGUUGGCUUGUGAUAUUUUAAACUUAUGAUAGCCAUAACUUUUUAUGAUGUGUCUGACAACUGCUCUAGACUAGUGUUGGACUGAUACAACCAGGAUACGACCAUCUUAAAUGUUAGCGUAUUCGUGGAGACGAACAAUUGAUUUGCAAUAUUGUCCCAUCUUAUGUGCUGUUGCAUUUUGCUAUUGUUACAACAAGUUUACUGGUGCUACGAUAAUAAUUUCAUAUACGACGUUUAAUAUUUGAUUCAUAUUUUCCAUGAGCUGUCGUUCUAUUCGGGUGGAGCUGCAGUUAAAAUUUUGAUACGCCAAAUUUGAUAGGUGAUCGUGUGAAAGCUGUUCACCUACUACUGUACUAAUGAUGGAGAUCAUAUCACGUCUGACGUGUCUUGUUGAAUUUUUUUUUUUUUCUUGUUUGUUUCCUGUAUUUGAAUUUUGAUAUAUAUAUAUAUAUAUGUAUUCUCAUUUUAACGAUGAAUUUUCAUUAUUGUUUCAAAACCACUAAGUUGUUUUAAUUAUAGUAAUCAUACAAUUAUUAUAAUUUUACGUUAAUUUUUAAUCAUGUUUAAAAAUGUUGAAGUUGGCUGUUCAUUAGGUUGAGCGUUUUAAAAUUGGUGCAUAUAUUAAUCUCCGUAUUAAUGAUUUGAUAGCAAUGGUUUAUACAUGUAUUGUAUAAUAGCAUGUAUUAAUUACCUUGUAUGUGACUGUGACGAAUUAAGUGCAAUAUAUAUUGGAAAUAAAUUAGUCAAU